Hypanus sabinus (Atlantic stingray) is the source of this 3245-nucleotide messenger RNA. RefSeq names its product zinc finger protein 276 (gene znf276). The record is from RefSeq and is a predicted model, not a curated record. Gene Ontology annotation, biological process: regulation of transcription by RNA polymerase II. Gene Ontology annotation, molecular function: zinc ion binding; chromatin insulator sequence binding. NCBI's taxonomy places the organism in Eukaryota, Metazoa, Chordata, Chondrichthyes, Myliobatiformes, Dasyatidae. The transcript has 11 exons. Gene Ontology annotation, cellular component: nucleus; chromosome; kinetochore. Bases 380 to 2281 code for a protein of 633 amino acids.
GUUGUAUAAAAUAAAAAUAAACGGAUUUUAAUAAUAUAAUAGACGCAUUGUUGGCGAAAAGUGUUAAUGAAAUGUAACAACAUCGUAAUUAAUCAUAGAGAAAACAUUUUUCCGUGCAGUUGCUACAAAACUUCUGAAUGCUUUCAGGCUAUUGUGAUUUUAUUUGUAAUUUCAGAUUCCUGGCACCCACGGUUUAAUUAUAGUCGGCGUUCGCCCCUCUUUGCUCCCGGAACUGUUUACACGGCAUCAACGUGCAGCAGGGACAUUGCACCUCGCAGUUCCCCUUCGUGCCGUUUCCGGUUGUUUACAGUUCGUUUUUGGCGAAGCAUUUUUAGUGAAAGAAAAUGUUUGCGAUUUAAAGUUUUCACUCCAGAAGAGGAUGAAACGGAACAAACGCGGGCGCUUCGUGUCUUCCGCCAUGGCACAGAAGAUGGAAAGGCUGUCGGAGGCUCAGCGGCAGCGAUGGACCGGCGGCAGGCAGCGACGGGCUGAGGGAGAGGCGGAGCCAGCGGCCGCUGUCACGGUGCAAGCCGAGCCAGCGGCAACUCUUGUUAUGACCACCAGCUACUGCCGUCUGUGCCAUGGAAAGUUUUCCUCCAGGAGCCUACGUAAUGUUUUUGCAAAAGUUCCUCUGAUUGAAACAAGUCCAGAGAGACAGCACAGAGCACAACAGACAUUCUGUGCUGAUUUUCAGAAGCUAGUUGGUGUUGUGGUGAGGCAGGAUCCCACUUUGCCACAGUAUAUCUGUAGGAACUGUCAUGCUCAGUUUUAUAAAUGUUGGACUAUCUUGAAAAACUUCAUUCAAAAAGUGAAUACUUCACCAGUAACUUCAGUACCACAUGGACAAAAGGCUAGCAGAUAUGUUGCAAUGACUGAACCAUCAUCAACACAGUCACUUUCAAAGUCUCCAUUAAUCAACUCUGUAUCUGGUGACUUUAAACGGAUGUUAAACGAUGGUGCUUUAAUCGCAACUCCACAGUGUCUACAGAUUUUGGUCACUUGGGCACACCAUCACGGUAGCAGUUGCGGGUCUCAACCGCAUGUACAGAGUGUCUUAUCUGCAGAGUAUCGAGGAGUGGUUGGAGCUGUCUGGGGCUGUCCAGAGGGCCACAGUUACAUCCUGGACAUGCAUUCAAACCAUAAUAUUGUUUUGAAUGAGGGACAGUGCCCAUCCGAUAGAAAUAAAGACUCAAAGAAGGAAGUUCUUGGUAGUUCAAUAACCCUUUCACCUCAGAAUGGAACAGGUACCGAAAAUGGUGAGGGUGAAAAUGUUGCGAAACAUCAGACUGUCCCAGUGUUAUUUUGGUCAUCAGACUUUCAGCCUUGCACGUUCAGUAGAGCUACUUCGCAGUCAGUGGAAGUGGAUAACUCAAAAUAUCCACUGAGGAAGGAUAUGCCCUUGCUCUCAGAUCCUGAAUAUACAGAGUGUUCUUGGGAAAAAGUUCAGAUACAGGAUGCAAAUAGGCUACCAAAUGCUAAAGAUCCAGUUAACUGCAAUGAAGCAUCUUGUUCUAUAACAGAUGGCGUUGUGGACGGAUUAGAGUCCAGUGAUCUCUCAGAUAGGUAUCUGUCAAGUGAAGAUGAUGGAGAAAUAAAAGUUAAGAAUGGCUCUUCAGAUGAGUCUUUUCAACCAUAUUGGGAGAAGAAUAAGUUACCAGUUAAGAAAUGCAGCACUAAGGAUGUGAAGAAACAACCUGGACAAAAACGUGGCCGUAAACCAAAAUCAAACUCAGAAAGGGAAGAUUUUCCCACCAUGUACCGAUGUCAAUAUAAGGGUUGCUGUGCAGUUUACAGAGGAGUUGAUGGACUUAAGAAACACAUAAAAGAGCAUCAUGAAGAGGUGCGUGAACGACCUUGUCCCCAUCCAGGAUGUAACAAGGUGUUUCUGAUUGAUCGUUAUCUGCAGCGUCAUGUAAAGUUGAUACAUACAGAAGAAAGAAACUACAUUUGUGAUGAAUGUGGACAGACUUUCAAACAGAGGAAGCAUCUGUCGGUUCACCAAAUGCGCCAUUCUGGAGCAAAACCGUUACAGUGUGAAGUCUGUGGUUUCCAAUGCAGGCAGAGAGCAUCGCUGAAAUACCAUAUGACCAAGCACAAGGCAGAAGCUGAACUUGAUUUUGCUUGUGACCAGUGUGGGAAGCGGUUUGAGAAGGCCCACAAUUUAAAUGUUCAUAUGUCUAUGGUUCAUCCCUUGACUCAGAACACAGAUAAAAACAAACCAGUUGAAACUGAAUCAAGUCAGCUAAGUAUAGAAACAUUCAUUGAACAGGAACCCAGUUAACAAAUACUCAUCAGCUUAAUGGUGAGUCAGAAGAAACUUCUUCAAAAUUUGCACCUGUGUUCAGUAUCAGGAAGAUCUUCACCAGAAGAGGAUCAGGAUGAAUAAAUGCAAUAUUGUGCUGGUUUGGUAAAGUUUAAUUACAAAAGAUUUCUCUGUUACAUUGCUUUUUAAAAUAGCUUAUUUCUACUAUUUGGAAAAGUGCCAAAUACGUUUAACAAGCUAGCAGCUUAACUUAAAAUCUAGAAAUAUGUACUGUAUGUUGAUAUCUAGUCUUGUGUCACUUGUACAAGUUGUUAUACUUAUUGAAUGGAAAACAUCGCUGGUACUUCUAUUCAGGUUAUAUACACUCAGUGGCCACUUUAUUAGAUACACCUGUACACCUUGCUUGUUAAUACAAAUAUCUAAUCAGCCAAUCAUGUGACAGCAUAAUAGUUUGCAGACAUAGUCAGGAGGUUCAGUUAUUGUUCAAACCAAACAUCAAAAUGGGGAAGAAAUGUGAUCUAGAGUGUCUUUGACCAUAGAAUGAUUGUUAGUGCUAGUGCAGUGGCUUGAGUAUCUUAGAAACUGCUGACUACCUGGGAUUUUCACACAACAGCCUCUGGAGUUUACAGUGAAUGGUGUAAAAAAAAAUCCAGUGAGUAGCAGUUCUGUGGGUGAAAACACCUUGUUAAUGAGAGAGGUCAGAGGGGAAUGGCCAGACCGGUCCAAGCUGACAGGAUGGCAACAGUAACUCAAAUAACCACACAGUACAACAGAAGAUCAUCUCUGGACACACACCAUGUCGAUGCUAGAAGUGGAUGGGCUAGAGCAGCAGAAGACCACACUGGGUUCCACUCCUGUACCUAAUAAAGUGGCUACAGAGUAUAAAUUUUUAGAGUGAUACAGCUUUGCUCAGAGUUCACUGAGGUUCUCAAGCCCUUUUAUGAAUGCAGUUUCAGUUUGAAUAAAGAUUAUUUUCUUAGGC